AGGGACUGUUCACACCCCUCUGUCUGACCUUAGAUAAAACCAACAGCGCUGAGAUCUUGAGCCCUGUGUGUGGCCAGGAAUUAGGCUGAGUUUUUGUGUGUCAUCUCAGCAUUCUCACAAGGAACCUAGUUGGGAUUGUAAUCUCCCCACUUAACAGGUGAGUACAUGGAGGCUGGAGACUGGACUCCAACUGUUCCACAGCAAGCUCCUGGUCACCUUUAUGGGGUUGGUGGUGACUGUUUUUGGACUUCAUUUCCAGGUGAGGGGUAACUCUCACUCCACUUGCCAUCCUGGCCCGACAUCCCUGGAAACCUUGGGUUCUGGCUGAGAGAGAUGGGAUCAUACCAGCCAGUUCCUGGAGAAUCGCUAAGAGCGGAUUCUCCUCUCUUCAGUUUUCCUGGCUUGCUUCUCCCUUCUCCCUGCGACUUCCCCAGUCGACUAGACACUGGGGGACCCCCGGAGCUGCGCCAGCUCUUCAGGAUGGGAAUUUCUUGACGUUCCCUGCCUGUUCUAUGGGGGAAGGCGGAGGGGGGAGUACUUCAAGGGGCCAUCGCGCAAGUGCGGCCUUAGCCUCCGCGCAAACGGCGGGCCUCACCUGGGCGCUGGGACUUGUAGAGGAGGCGCGCCAGGCAGGCUGGACGGGGCAAGUCCCCGCGUCCCUGCCGGCUACGCUGCCCAGUUCCGAGACGACCCCCCGCAAUCCCCUGCGUGCUCGCGGGUGGGCGCUUCUCUCCGCUCCCUGUGACACUUUGCAGACGUUCCCCGGCGCCAGGCAGGGUCGGCCGCUUCCACCGUCGGUCCCUGGGCCGGAUUCCGCGCGCUGGUGGGGGUCCACGGCUCCAGCUUACUUCUCCCCAGAACCUACGUGUCUGGGUCCUCAGCACCUUCAUUCAAGAGGAGUCUGGAGUAUAGGUUCCUUCCUCCCUCAGACCUGGGAGUCCGGGUCCUUUCUCAUUUCCGAGGAGUGAAGCCAGGACUGACCCCACUUGUGGCUGCUGUUUCUGUCCAGUGCCCCUGAGGCGCUCAGCUGCUGGGUCUGCAGGAAGCUUCGUUAUGAAUGACCGAAACAUCCGUAGGUGGACAAUGAAGAAGGACGAGGAGUCUUUGGAGAUCUCCAUCCCCUUUGAUGAGGCACAGCGCCUAGAUUCACAGAUCUUUUACAGCCUCAGCCCCUCCCGGGGGAACUUCGACGAGCCUCCAGAGGCUGCAUCCCCCACACUGGCCCUGAUGAAUGGCGUCAAGGCCCAGCUGCACAUGGCCUUGGAGAGGAACUCCUGGCUGCAGAAGCGCAUUGAGGACCUGGAAGAAGAGAGGGAUUUCUUGCGGUGUCAGCUGGACAAGUUCAUCUCCUCUGCCCGGAUGGACACAGAGGACCACUGCCGGGUGAAGCCUGGGCCCCGGAGGGUUGAGGGGGACAGCAGGGCUGGUGGCGAGGCCUCAGACCCUGAAUCAGCAGCCUCCUCACUCAGCGGGGUGUCUGAAGAAGGCAGUGCCGGCGAGAGGAAGAGGCGGAACCAGAAGGGAAAUGCAGGCCGGAGACGCUUCGGGAAGCCCAAGGCUCGGGAGAGACAGCGGGUGAAGGACGCUGAUGGGGUUCUCUGCCGCUAUAAGAAGAUCCUGGGUACCUUCCAGAAGCUAAAGAGCAUGUCGCGGGCCUUCGAGCACCACCGCGUGGACCGUAACACAGUGGCGCUGACCACGCCCAUCGCAGAGCUGCUCAUCGUGGCCCCGGAGAAGCUGGCCGAGGUGGGCGAGUUCGACCCGUCCAAGGAGCGCCUGCUUGAGUACUCGCGCCGCUGCUUCCUGGCACUGGACGACGAGACGCUCAAGAAGGUUCAGGCCCUCAAGAAGAGCAAGCUGUUGCUGCCUAUUACUUACCGCUUCAAGCGGUGAUGCCCGGCUGGCGCGGCCCUCCCGCCGCCCCGCCCCACCCCACCUGCGGCGGCCCGCUCCCCCAGGGCUGCCACCGCACUCCACGGAGUCAGAGUUAUUCAGAGAAUUUAAAUUAAAGAGGCGUAAAAAAUUUGGAAUAAA
Messenger RNA from Marmota monax (woodchuck), 2034 nucleotides. RefSeq names its product coiled-coil domain containing 106 (gene Ccdc106). The transcript has 6 exons. Gene Ontology annotation, cellular component: nucleoplasm. The record is from RefSeq and is a predicted model, not a curated record. Bases 1054 to 1893 code for a protein of 279 amino acids. NCBI's taxonomy places the organism in Eukaryota, Metazoa, Chordata, Mammalia, Rodentia, Sciuridae.